AUGCAAUUGCCACCGGCUGUUCUCGCAGCUAUUUUGGACGGCCCUGCACUAGAACCCCCAAAAGGAGUGAAGCCAAAUUUCAAUAGCCACGAUACGCUCGCGAUAUACAUCUGGCCUACGGUGCUCUUAGGCCUGUCGCUUUCGACGGUAUUUCUCAUCUUGCGGAUCUAUACCAAACACUUUAUAACGCGUUCUAUGUCAUGGGAGGACUGCGGACGACAUCAAUGGGAUACUUCGGUGAGAGACUUGAUUGACUUGCUUUAUUACGCGAAUAUUGUUCAAAUACUCUACGGCCCCACCAUGUUCACAGUCAAACUUUCAAUCCUCUUACAAUACAUGCGGAUCUUCGUACCCAGAAGAGAAGGAAACAUGGCGAUGUUUAUCUUGAUUCAUAUCGUCUUAUGGGCUGAUCUCGCAUUCUACACGGCGGACACACUUUUCGAAAUAUUCUCCUGCAAUCCCCGAGAACUGAAUUGGAACAAGUUAAUCGAUCAUGGAAGCUGCUUCAAUAUCGAAGCCUUGAUUAUAUCAGCCGGAGCUAUAAACGUGGUUUCAGAUUGUGUGAUCCUCUUCUUACCAGUGUUCUCAAUCUGGAGACUGCAACUAUCGACCAAGAAAAAGGUGCAGAUAAGUGCUGUAUUUGCUUUUGGCUUACUAGCCUGCAUCUCCUCAAUCAUACGCCUGGUCUACAGUAUCCUACUAUUCAAGACGGAAGACCGAACCCGCGCAUUUAUACCCACAGGUCUAUGGUCUGUCGCCGAAGUCUCAAUUGGCUUUAUCUGUUCCUGCCUUCCUGUCGUGCCGAAGUUCUUUCAGGUCGUGAGUGAGAGACUUACAACCAACAAGUCGAACACCACUCCUUCGCGUUCCUACUACAGAUCCUUCGAUGCCCAGAAGAGUAGCGCCAGUAACAAUCCUGGAAAUCCGUAUGAUUCGAGAAGAGAUUUGGCUCGUAGUGAUGAGCCCUUUGAAGGUUUAGAGCUGACCCCGGGGGUUGGGAAUCGCCACAUCGACAUUAGAGCGGGGAGCAGGAGGCCUAGCGGUGCGGACGAGGAAGGACAGAUCUUGAAAACUGUUAGGGUUGAAGUCAAUUAG
Molecule: messenger RNA, 1095 nt
Organism: Lachnellula hyalina
Lineage: Eukaryota; Fungi; Ascomycota; Leotiomycetes; Helotiales; Lachnaceae
Product: Satratoxin biosynthesis SC1 cluster protein
Exons: 4
Coding region: 1-1095 (364 amino acids)
Source: RefSeq, a predicted model, not a curated record